AUAUAAUGCAUUUCUCUAAGCUUCACUGGCAAAGUUUUCAAAUACUAGUAACAGGGCAUCUUGGCGCUAGGGUUCAGCAUUUUCCUCCUUGUCUACGAACUUGCCGUCCUUUAGGAUUUAGGGCUUUCAGUCUACAAAUUCUGGAAAUAUUUUGGCCCGGGUUUUUAGUAUACAUUCACCUGAUCAUCAAGAGCAUAUUUCAAAUCACAUAUUCCUUUCCAUCUAGUAUUUCAAUCCACAAGAAUGGCUGCAACAACUGCAUCAAAGGGAUCAUUAAAAACUGAGAGUUAUGUCGACAACAAACGAAAGGAUGACAUUCGCUAUGCCAAUAUUGUUGCUGCUCGAGCAGUUGCAGAUGCUGUUCGCACAAGCUUGGGACCCAAGGGCAUGGACAAGAUGCUUGCUACUGCCUCUGGUGAAGUCAUCAUAACCAAUGAUGGGGCCACCAUUCUCAAUAAAAUGGAGGUUCUUCAGCCUGCUGCGAAAAUGCUAGUUGAUCUCUCGAAAUCACAGGACAUAGUGGCUGGUGACGGAACCACCACUGUGGUGAUUAUUGCUGGUGCCCUUCUCAAGCAAUGCCUUGCUCUGUUGAGCAAAGGUAUUCACCCUACUGUUAUUUCAGAUGCUCUUCAUAAGGCCUCUGAGAAGGCGGUUGAAGUGCUUUCAGCCAUGGCUGUUCCCCUCGAGCUCUCUGACAGAGAUUCCCUUAUAAAGAGUGCGAGCACCUCUCUAAAUAGCAAGGUGGUGAGCCAGUACUCGACACUUCUUGCCCCACUGGCUGUGGACUCAGUCCUUGCAGUUGUGGAUCCUGCAAAGCCUGACCUUGUUGAUCUUAGAGAUGUUCGUAUAGUGAAGAAGCUUGGGGGGACAGUUGAUGACACUGAGCUUGUUCGAGGGCUCGUCUUCGAUAAGAAGGUGAGCCAUACAGCUGGUGGGCCCUCUCGUGUAGAAAAUGCAAAGAUUGGGGUGAUUCAAUUCCAUAUUUCUCCCCCCAAAACUGAUAUUGAUCAGAACAUUAUAGUAUCGGAUUACACCCAAAUGGAUCGGAUCCUCAAAGAAGAGAGAAACCACAUAUUGGCUAUGAUCAAGAAGAUCAAGGCUACAGGGUGCAAUGUGCUUUUGAUUCAAAAGAGCAUAUUGAGAGAUGCUGUUACUGACCUCUCACUCCACUAUCUUGCUAAGGCGAAGAUUCUAGUGGUGAAGGAUAUUGAGAGGGAUGAUAUUGAGUUCAUAACCAAUACCUUGAAUUGCUUGCCCAUUGCAAAUAUUGAGCAUUUCCGAGAAGAAAAGUUGGGUUUUGCUUCUUGUGUUGAGGAGGUUUCGAUCGGGGAUGGGAAGAUUGUCAAGAUAACAGGGAUCAAGAACAUGGGUAGAACUGCAACUGUGCUUGUAAGGGGUUCCAACCAGUUGGUUUUGGAUGAGGCUGAGAGAAGCUUGCAUGAUGCACUUUGCGUGGUGAGAUGCCUUGUGAACAAGAGGUUUUUGAUAGCUGGAGGUGGGGCCCCUGAAAUUGAGAUAUCAAGGCAACUUGGUGCAUGGGCAAAAGUUUUGCAAGGGAUGGAGAGUUAUUGUGUCCGUUCUUUUGCUGAGGCGCUUGAGGUUAUUCCAUAUACUCUGGCUGAGAACGCAGGGUUGAACCCAAUAAGCAUCGUCACUGAGCUUAGGAAUCGUCAUGCACAAGGGGAGAUAAAUGCUGGAAUCAAUGUGAGGAAGGGGCAGAUCACCAACAUUCUUGAGGAGAACGUGGUGCAGCCGCUGCUGGUGAGUACUAGUGCAAUUUCAUUGGCAACUGAGUGUGUCAGAAUGAUUCUGAAGAUCGAUGACAUUAUAACUGUGAGGUAAUUUGUUUGAUCUGGUACUGUUAUAAGAAAAGGUAGUUUGAUCUAGAUGAUCAAGAUGGUCUAUUUGGGGGGCACUCAAUUCUGUUCUUGUUUGAGUGUUUUUUUUUUGUAACUUUGUUUUGACUAGAGGAAGUGUAGGUAUCUAUUUGGGGGCGCCUAUUCUGUUUUUGUUUGAGUUUACCACAUUUUCUUGUCUUUUUGAAUCAAAGAACUUGGAUUCCUGUUUUGCUUUCUGUUUUGAGUGAAUGGUGUACAAGCUUUGUUGUUUGCACUUUCAUGAA
This is a messenger RNA of Amborella trichopoda, 2122 nucleotides long. Its product is annotated as TCP-1/cpn60 chaperonin family protein. Gene Ontology annotation, biological process: protein folding. The record is from RefSeq and is a predicted model, not a curated record. NCBI's taxonomy places the organism in Eukaryota, Viridiplantae, Streptophyta, Magnoliopsida, Amborellales, Amborellaceae. Gene Ontology annotation, molecular function: ATP binding; ATP-dependent protein folding chaperone; ATP hydrolysis activity.